CCGCGGACGCGCACGGAUGCUGCUGCCAUGACAACAGACCUUCACGUGCUCAGACACUGAUUUAAUAUUUAUUUAAUAUCUCGUUCGUCCUUUCCGUCACGAGAGGUCCAAGGAUCUGAUUCUGUGAGCUCAACAGGUCGAGUCUGAUGAUAAACGCGAUGUAAACUGUCAUUAUGGGAUGGAUGGGAUGGUGUUCGUGAAGGCACGAGGAAUAAAGCGCUUGUGACCCGAGGACGGACGCGCGUCCUGAGCUCAUUUCUCCAGCUAUUUGGGUCUGUUUCUCCUGUUGCGCAUCUCCAUGUGUGUCUGAUUAUGAUGACGCGCCCUCAAGCGUCUGAUCAUUGACCGAUGUGCGCGCGUGUGUUUGUCCUUGUCAUUGAUGAUGAACGUCCUGCAAGUGCCGCGUCUCUCCUUCACAUACCGUCUUAUAUAACAGCAUAUGUCGGACUGAGAGCGCGUGGCGUCACCGUGACAACCGGAUGCGGGAAUCCCUGGAUCAAGAAAUCUGUGACAGCUCGACGGCGGUGUCGGUUUCGGUGAUGAAGGCGCGGUUCGGAGCGCCUGGGCCUCAAGGGCGCGCGUGAGGCGAAAUCAUGCGAAAUGAUGGACGGGCGCGUCAAGGGCGAAGGGAGCGUCAUCGACGCGCGUUUAUUCGGCGGCUCAAGGGCGUUUAAACAUGAUGAGGACGCGUCGGAGGACAGCGCGGCGUGGAGAGGCGUCCUCUGGAGAAAGCGUAAAGGACUAUCCGUCGUUUUACCGGCUUUAAGGUCAAACUAACGUCAACUCGUUCUUCUUUUUCUAUACAGACCGUAAUGAACGAUCUCACACAGAUCAGACCUGCUGCGUUUAUUUGACAGAAGUUUAACACAGUCAUCAGAGAAAGGGUGCGGGCGGGCGCGCGCCUGUCAUUAUCGGUAUGGACGGGGCUGCAAGUGUCACUGCGGGUACCGCCGGUUCAACCGCCGGGGACUCUCGAAUCGUCCGAAACGGCGACUCCAAAAGGCGCAGUAAAAGCAGCCUGCCGUCUCCCGGCUACCGACUCUCACAGGCGUCCCUGGAGGGCGAUCGGGGUGAGUCGCUGCCCGGGCGACGCCGCCCAUCUAUCAUGAGCUCGACGCGCGACGGCGGGCCCUACCGCCCGUCAACGGCGGCGGGAACCCCGACCACCCCGCUGCCCCUCCCACUCACGGGCUCGGCCCCGCCCACCGUUCAGCGUUCCGUGGGUUUCGCCGCCUACCGUGCCGCUCUGGCGUCCACCUCCUCCACGGGCACCGGGAUGGUCGUGGUGGCCGCCGGACCCGAGACCACCACCACUACGGCGGCCGGGACCCCAGAGGCCUGUCCGGGCCUGGACGGAGAAGAUUACAGCUACUCGAACCAGUCCACCUUCAUCCAGCGCCAGUUUGGGGCGAUGCUGCAGCCGGGUGUCAACAAGUUCUCACUGCGCAUGUUCGGCAGUCACAAGGCCGUGGCGCUGGAGCAGGAGAGGCUCAAAUCAGCUGGAACCUGGAUCAUACACCCAUACAGCGACUUCAGGUUUUAUUGGGACCUCCUCAUGCUUCUGCUAAUGGUGGGAAACCUCAUCAUUCUUCCUGUGGGCAUCACGUUCUUCAAGGAUGAGAACACGCCUCCGUGGAUCAUUUUUAACGUGGUGUCAGAUACUCUCUUUCUUGUGGAUUUGGUGCUAAACUUUCGGACCGGAAUCGUGAAAGAGGACAGCACCGAGAUCCUACUGGACCCCAAAGCUAUCCGUCAGCGUUACCUGAAGAGCUGGUUUCUCGUGGACUUUGUGUCUUCGAUCCCAGUGGAUUACAUCUUCCUGAUGGUGGACCUGGAAGCUCGGCUGGACUCUGAGGUUUAUCGGACCGCUCGAGCGCUGCGGAUUGUUCGAUUCACAAAGAUUCUGAGCUUGCUGCGAUUACUGCGCCUGUCUCGACUCAUACGAUACAUCCACCAGUGGGAAGAGAUCUUCCACAUGACCUAUGACUUGGCCAGUGCGAUGGUGAGGAUCGUCAAUCUGAUUGGCAUGAUGCUUCUGCUGUGUCACUGGGACGGCUGUCUGCAGUUUCUGGUGCCCAUGCUGCAGGACUUCCCAUCUGACUGCUGGGUCUCUAAAAACAGUAUGGUGAAUGACACGUGGGGCGUGCAGUACUCCUACGCUCUGUUCAAGGCCAUGAGUCACAUGCUCUGCAUCGGCUACGGCGCUCAGGCCCCGGAGGGCAUGACGGAUGUUUGGUUAACCAUGCUGAGCAUGAUCGUGGGUGCCACCUGCUAUGCCAUGUUUAUCGGGCACGCGACGGCCCUCAUCCAGUCGCUGGACUCUUCACGCCGACAGUAUCAAGAGAAGUAUAAGCAGGUGGAGCAGUACAUGUCAUUCCAUAAACUACCAGCAGAUGUCAGACAGAAGAUCCAUGAGUAUUAUGAACAUCGAUACCAGGGCAAGAUGUUUGAUGAGGAGAACAUUCUGGGAGAGUUGAGCGAGCCGUUAAAAGAGGAAAUCGUGAGCUUCAACUGCCGCAGUCUGGUGGCUAACAUGCCACUUUUUGCUAACGCUGAUCCGAACUUCGUAACGGCAGUUCUCACAAAACUGAAAUUUGAAGUGUUCCAGCCCAACGACUUCAUCAUUCGCGAGGGAACCGUCGGCCGCAAAAUGUAUUUCAUCCAGCAUGGUCGGGUCAGCGUGCUGACACGCGGCAACAGAGAGACCAAACUCAGUGACGGCUCAUAUUUUGGAGAGAUCUGUCUGUUGACUCGUGGCAGAAGGACGGCAAGCGUCCGAGCAGACACGUACUGUCGACUUUACUCUUUGAGUGUGGACAGUUUCAACGAGGUUUUGGAAGAGCAUCCCAUGAUGAGACGGGCUUUUGAGACCGUGGCAGCUGACAGACUUGAUCGGAUUGGUAAGAAGAACUCUAUUUUGCUGCGCAAGACCUCUCAGGGAGGAUCUGUGGCAGGUAGCAGUUUGGGACGGGGUGGAGGCAGCCGCGGCGGGGGAGCAGGCGGUGCCGGCUUGGGUUCCUGUGACAGCAUGUUGGUUCAACAGAUCGUUAAGCAUGACAGUAUGCCCGCCAUGCAGGACCUUGCUGUUGGCAACCGCGGCAGCAGCGGAGGCACGGUCUCGCCACGCCCUCAUCCGGUGAUCUGGGCGCCUCUGGUCCACGCACCUCUCCAGACCGCGGCUGCCACAACCAACGUGGCUAUUGCCUUGAUGCAUCAGCAGCAGCAACAGCAGCAGUUACAGCAGCAGCUACAGCAGCAACAUGCCCUAGGAGCCGCAAUUUUCCUUCCCUCCACUCUUCCUAUUUCGCCCUCUCCCUUGCCCUGCCCUCUUUCACCUCCCCGUCCAGCCAUGCUGCACCCUAGGCAGUCAUUUAGCUCCCUUAUAGGUUUAAUGGGUGGACUGCCCUCCAGAGGAGUUCCGCCUUCUGUAACCCCCACGCCCUCCGCGAUGGGGCCGACUGCUAUGGGAGUGGCUACUGCCACAGUUGGAGGUGGUGGUGUCACAAAAACUCCACCUACACCUGCAUCUGCAGUUUCUGCCCCCCUGCAAGCAGGCAGAACUCUUCAUCACAAUUCCCGCUUUCACAUAGAACCCACAAAAGGGAGUCAGACAUCACCUCUCAAUAAAGCUGUGCCUCCCUCCUCAGCCGUUGCAGCGGUGUCCGGUGAAGGACGAAAUCUGGGUUCUAGUCAGCAGGGAGCUAAAGAGGCAUUACUGCGUCAUGUUGGAGGAGGCAGCACCCAGGGUCUCCCAAUGAUAGGUCGGCUUACUCAGGAGGCCAGAUUGCUCUCUGCCUCCCAACCAACUCUGCCUCAUCGUGGAUGGGCGGCUGUACAGCCUCACCCGCCGCUUCAUCGUAAAGCCUCUGGAGGAAACUUGCUGCCAGCACCCUUCUUUAUGUCCUCAGGACUUGCUAGAGGAGGGAGUGCAGGUGUUCUGAGCUCAAAUGUCCCACACCCCGGUGUAGCACAAACACCCAUUCAUACACCCCUGAUGUUGCCCUCUCAGUUGGCACAUGCACCUCCACUCACAGCAGUUCUAGGGUCCACUCUAUUACCUCUUGCCCCCUUCUCCUCCUCAAAACAGCCCCCGCUUUGUUCCACCAACCCCCCUUCAGCCUUUACACCCUCUGCUCUAAGUGUCUCUCAAAUCCCGCGCCCCAAACCUGGCUCUGCGAUAUUGACUCCUCCCUCAACAUCUCCUCCUCCCUCACUCUGCCCUCUUUCUACCUCUCAGUUGAUCUCCAGUUCUCCAGCUUCUUCCUCUGGCCCCUCUUUGGCACAGCACUCCCGCACCAAACUUCCUCAGACACCUCCACCUCCUUCACCGUUGUCUUGCACCACCAACUCAACACCCACCGUAACUCCUUCUCAAACUCCUAUUCAAACCCCUACCCAUACCAGGACCCCAACCCCAAUUCAAACUCCAAUUCAAACUCCCACACAAACUAGAAUACCAACCUCUGUUCAAGACCUGAUUAAGACCUCUUCCCAAACUCAAGCAUCAACUGUCACCCAGUCUAAAACAACAGCUGUCAUUCAAACCCAGUCCCAAGCCAGAUGUCCAACUCCUGUCCAGAUCCUCACAGCUACACAAACUCAAAUUCAGUCUAAUUCUUCAGUUCAGAGUCCAGUUUAUGUCCAACCCCAAGCAUCCAUGCAAACUCCAACUAAAACUCUAAACUCAACUUUGAGCCAGAGUACUGCAUUCCAGACCGCAGCUGCUGUCCCGGUUCUUGGGCCUCGUCAGCACAUUCACCAGGAUCCAGUCAAAGCCAGACCUCAACUCCCAUCAAUAGCCCCGCUCAGAGCAGACCUUCAACUCCUGUUCUAACACCUUCCCAGACACCUGUACAAACUCCUACCACUCAAACCUUAAAUACAUCUCAAGUUUCAAUUCCUAACCAAACCCAUGCCCUUAAACAAACUCAAUCUGUAAUAGCCCCUGAUGCUGCACCUUCUACUGCGUCACAUACUCUU
Messenger RNA from Misgurnus anguillicaudatus (oriental weatherfish), 4980 nucleotides. RefSeq lists its product as uncharacterized. The record is from RefSeq and is a predicted model, not a curated record. Lineage: Eukaryota; Metazoa; Chordata; Actinopteri; Cypriniformes; Cobitidae. Gene Ontology annotation, biological process: sodium ion transmembrane transport; potassium ion transmembrane transport; regulation of membrane depolarization. Gene Ontology annotation, cellular component: axon; HCN channel complex; dendrite. Gene Ontology annotation, molecular function: voltage-gated potassium channel activity.